AUGGGGUUUUUUGACCAUUUGCAAAAGGGAGGCGCGUUUUCGCUGCAAGCAAAGAAACCUCAGAUUCGCAAGGUUGUCACCCAGAAAAAACCAGCACCGCAGUCGCAGUCGCGAUCCUCAUCUGCAGGCACCACGGACACCCAAGCAUCUCGGAGGACACCUAGCAUUAAAAGCAAACAUGUUGUCUCUCAGCACCGUGAGACUCAUGCAUCUUCGAAGCAACGCCUGAAAGCAACAAUCUCUAGAGGAAAUCUCAAGAGACCGUCACCCAUUCAGCGACUGUCGAGCGACGAUGACGACGAAAGCGAUACAGAUGCCUCUUUCGAAGUUCGCAAACGUACGAAGCUGAGUAACAGCGUUGAGCCAGACCUUUCUCGCCACAUUCGAUCAGCGGAAGCUUUCUCAGAGGAUGGACCCAAAGAGCUUACGAUGGUCCAUGCGGCCGAGAUCACAAUUAAGAAAGCGCCAGGAAAAUAUAAACCGGCUUUUGAAAAGGGGACAAAGAGUACUUUCACAGAGAUUACAUUACGGUAUCCGAGUAUAUACAAGGGCGAAAGAUAUCAACUGGCGGUGCCUAAGGAGAAUGACGAUUUCAAGCCUCUAGAUGAUAUCGUACAGGUUGUGGAAAUGGUAUCUCAAAAUUAUAUUCCUGAGGAUGCGCUUGAGGAAUUCGACCACGAGACUACAGGGAUCAAGAGAAGGAUUCGCCGAGCGUUUGCGCAUGCCUCCGAGGAAGAAUUCCGAGACGUAAUAGCGGACUACAAUCGUGCCGUCCAAAGAUCUGUAUCCGAUGGGUCUAUUGCGAAACAUCUAGACAAGACACAUGCCUUGCGGUUGCCUCUUGUAGAGCGCAUACUGACGCAGAUAUAUUCUCGAACGGUCUCCCCUCGAGUCGAGUCACUUCGUCAAUACGAGAACGGCACCGAUAAUGUAUAUGGCGAACUCCUACCUCGGUUUAUCAGCACAAUCUUUAGGGAGACCCAAUUGAAAUCAGGCCAAGUAUUUGUUGACUUGGGCUCUGGAGUCGGGAAUGUUGUCCUGCAGGCCGCGCUGGAGAUUGGAUGUGAAAGUUGGGGCUGUGAAAUGAUGCCCAACGCCUGCACGUUGGCGGACUUGCAAAGGGCGGAGUUCAAGGCGCGAUGUCGCCUAUGGGGAAUCACACCCGGGGAGACUCGUCUUGUUCAGGGCGAUUUCCUCGCAGAACAGAGCAUACUCGAAGUCCUCAAACGAGCUGACGUGGUGCUCAUCAAUAACCAAGCCUUCACCCCUCAGUUGAACAAUGAGUUGAUUAAUCACUUUUUGGAUAUGAAAGAAGGCUGCAAGAUCGUCUCAUUAAAAUCUUUCGUGCCGGCCGGCCAUAAGAUAACGUCUCGCAAUUUGAAUUCGCCAAUCAAUCUGUUAGAUGUCCGGCGACUGAAUUACUGGUCCGACUCUGUGAGCUGGACAGACGUCGGCGGAACUUACUUUAUCGCCACUAAAGACAGUUCUCGGUUGAAGGCCUUUGCUGAUAGCCAGGCAUUUUGA
Talaromyces atroroseus is the source of this 1524-nucleotide messenger RNA. RefSeq names its product Histone-lysine N-methyltransferase, H3 lysine-79 specific. The record is from RefSeq and is a predicted model, not a curated record. Bases 1 to 1524 code for a protein of 507 amino acids. Gene Ontology annotation, molecular function: histone H3K79 methyltransferase activity; histone binding. Lineage: Eukaryota; Fungi; Ascomycota; Eurotiomycetes; Eurotiales; Trichocomaceae. Gene Ontology annotation, biological process: DNA damage checkpoint signaling; DNA repair; regulation of transcription regulatory region DNA binding. The transcript has a single exon. Gene Ontology annotation, cellular component: nucleus; nucleosome.